AUGGCUACAACGAUUCAAGAUAUGCUUGGGCCGCUUAUAAGAACCGAAGAUAUCCGCAGGCAGUUUGGUAUCGAUCUCGAAGACCCCAAUGAUCCCCUGCGGUUUCUUCAAGCCAUGAAAAACGUCGUCCAUGCAGGUGUACUACUGGGUCGAUUUCCGCUAAAUCUUCAGGAAGGCUGGAUGCCAGAACUAAGGCUCAGACUCGGAGACUGGCAAACUAUCAAGUUCCUGAUAGCGUCAAUUUUCAUCUCUGCGCAUUGGCGACGGAUGACCCCAUGGCAGUGGGCCGGCGUACUGGCCGAACGAAAUCGGAUUGGGCGUGCUGCAUCUGACUCGGCGGACUUUGGACCCUCCAGGGACUCUUGGAUAGAGUACAUUAACGACCGGUACAAUGCGGAAUUUGGGAUCUCGAUUGACGCCUACUUCCCAGGCGCCGGUAUUGCACGCUGGAGGGAGACUGAUACGACUGGCCAGAUAGUCAACGAAGAUGAGCUGGACUUGACGAUGAUCGACGGCACUUUGGCGACCAACAUCAACGUUCCGGGUACAGACUUCAGUCCGGGGCCUCUACUGUACUUCCAAGGUAACUCACUCUGGAUUUCAGAACGAGUGAUGGGCAACAUUGUGGAGCUAUAUUUCGUCUCCAACCCCUCUACCAACAUCGACGCCUCUCUCGCUAUCGUCAACACCCUCAUCCAAGGCAUCGAGACCAGCUUCCCAAACACCACACGACAGCAAACACCAUGGUCGCUAUCAUACCGCGCAUUUCGCGACACCAUACCUCCAGGUUACCAGCCACCUGCGGGCGCAGACGGUAAACCAGAGCCAUACGUACAUUCAUACCAGCACCUCCUCCACGUUUCGAGCCUCUCGCCAAACCGCACAUAUGUCUUUGCACAACCGCGAGCGCAACAGGAAACUAUGACGUCGAUACCGCUGCGACAACAAGACGCACAUGCCUCAGUACUGCGAUACCAGUGUUCUGCUCUGUGGACGCCGAGACACAUACUCGCGGUGCGAGAGGGGGCAUCAUAUAGCGGGGGGCUCUGUUCGAUACAAAUCGGCGAACUACGAGCGACUCGCGAAGGUCCGCAGUCAGGCGCUAUCUCAUCACCCGGCGUCGUGGUCUGCAUUAGCACAACGUUGGGCGCUGAGGACACUGAUGGCAACCUGGAUUCAGGCUAUGGCACAAUGGAGAAUGGUACAGCGAUGGAAUUGGACGAAGAGGAAGUCGACAUUGAGUAUGCGCAGGCUGUGGUACGCGACUGUUGGAGUAGGAUCAAAGAUGGGCGCGAUCUGGGCCGGUCAGAGAUCAGGGAAGUGAUGAUGGCUUCGACUAUAACGAACAAAAAGGGCCAAGAACAAGAGGCGAUGGUGCGCAUAUGGUGCGAUGCUCUGCGCAUGCGCGGAUGA
Molecule: messenger RNA, 1413 nt
Organism: Alternaria viburni
Lineage: Eukaryota; Fungi; Ascomycota; Dothideomycetes; Pleosporales; Pleosporaceae
Exons: 2
Coding region: 1-1413 (470 amino acids)
Biological process (GO): regulation of transcription by RNA polymerase II
Cellular component (GO): mediator complex
Molecular function (GO): transcription coregulator activity
Source: RefSeq, a predicted model, not a curated record